This is a messenger RNA of Owenia fusiformis, 2621 nucleotides long. NCBI's taxonomy places the organism in Eukaryota, Metazoa, Annelida, Polychaeta, Sabellida, Oweniidae. The record is from the annotation of a GenBank genome assembly.
UGUAAUAACAGACUCUAUAUGUACAUUUUAGAAUAAACGUUCAUAAAAGAAAUGGCGUCAUCAGAUACUGCGAGUAGUAGAGAUCAUUAUAAAGAAGCUAUAAUUUGUGCAAUUUGUCAGGACACAUUGUCAGAACCAAGAACAUUGCCAUGUAUGCACUCGUACUGCUUGAAGUGCCUGGAUGGCCUAGUGGAGGGAGAUGACCCUAGUGAAGAGGGAACUUUGAAAUGCCCAGAGUGCAGACAAGAAUGUGGAAUACCUGAGGGAGGGGUGAAAAAGUUCAAGGUCAGCCCUACAGUAACUUUCCUGUUAGAAACCCUCAAGAACAACCACCAGGAUAAAGAAGCAGAGUGCUCAAUAUGUCGAAAAACAUACAAGACACAUACAUUGGCAACUAUAAGGUGUCUUGACUGCAACAAAACAUUUUGUGAUACAUGUCAUAUUACGCAUGACUCAAUGCUGGAAGGUCAUAAGGUGCUUGAUCUAACAGGGGAUAAUGCUCAGGAUUUGGAAACAGCACUGCAGUCUAUCAAAGAGCGAACUGUUUUCUGUCUAGUGCACCCUACCAAGCCAUUGGAGCUUUACUGUAAGGUGGAUCAAACAGUACUUUGUCAGCUAUGUUACCCCAUUGACCACCCUGGCCACGCUUGCGAGGACAUUAAACAGGCUGCUGUCAAUAAUAUGAAACCAAUUGGAGCAGUUAUCACUCAAGGUAAAGUACUUGUUGACAUAUAUGAACAAGCCAUUGAUGACACACAGGCUUAUAAAGCAGACUUUGAACAAAAUGUUGAUACUAUCGCAGACCAAAUGAUCAAUGAUAUGAACACACUUAUCCAAUCCAUUCGCGAGAAGUACAAAUCCCUCACAGAUGAAAUGGCAAAAGAAAAAGAAUCUCACAUCAAGCAAAUCAUGUCACACCAGGGUCAUCUUGAGCUUCAAAGAUGUAUCGUUAACAGUCAAGUUAGUAAAUAUUGCUCAAUCGUAGACCACGCCCAUCCUGUUGAGAUUGCUGACCUUGUUGGUCAAAUCAACCAGAAACUUCAAGACUGGACCCAAAUCCCCAAACCGCAGUUCUUGGACAGGAUUGCUCUUCAGUACACAGAGGGAAUAAGUGUCAACGAAGGAGUUGAGAUUGGAAGCGUGAAGACCAAAAAGCUAUGCACUCCAACUUUCAGAACAAAGAGAAUACUGCGAUCGAGCACAUGGGAUUUGAGAGUUCUCCCUAAUGGACGUUACGUGGCUACACUGGGACUAUUGUUUUAUGCUUCUGGAACAUGGCUCUAUGAUUCAGACUACACACCAACAAAAGAAAUAGAAAAGCAUCGUGAAAAGAAUUUUAAAAAUUUAACACUAACUCACAAAGGUGAUAUAGCAUUUACUGACCAGUCCAAUGCGAUCAGUAUAUGCGAUCUUGAUGGUAUCAAGAAACGUGAAAUAGUAGUUGAUGGUUUGCACACAUUUAAUGGCAUCACAACAAACUCACGGGGAGAGUUAGCAGUUUGUGAUCACAACCUUGGGAGCGUGCUGUAUCUUGAUCCUAAUACUGGUGAGCCCAAUUCUACACCCCAAUGUAAAAAGCACACAUUCAAAUGUCCAAUGUAUGUGGCAAUCAACAGUAAAGAUGUGAGUGUAGUUAGUGAUAUAAGUGGACACUGUGUGAAGGGGAUAAACCCAGAUGGCACCAAAAGGUUCACUUAUGGAGGAGUCCAGGGACCAGAUGAUGGACAACUGAAUGGGCCACGUGGUGUGUUCAUAGAUGCAUGCGAUAACAUUAUGGUAGCAGAUACUGGCAACCACAGAGUGAUUCUCCUAAGCCCCGAAGGUCGAUUCCUGAGGUAUUUGAUGACUGCUGAUGAUGGCUUGUCAUUUCCUAAUACUGUCACAAUCAACCACAAUGAAGAUGAAUUGCUUAUAGUUGACAGCAGCCAAAACCUGUACAUUGUUAAGUACAGAGAAUAAGGUAACAUAGUCAAAACCUCUAUAUUGUUAAGUACAGAGAAUAAGCCUUUGAUGCCUACUGUGGAAAAUCAUCAAUUGGUACACAUAAUGAAUGGGAGGCAAUUACAAACGAUAUAUGGACAAUGGGAAAGUAUGGAUAUCUACAGGACAUAAAGCUUUAAAUGGAACUAAUGUCAACAGGCUGAUAUAACAUAGACGAUAGAACUAAUACAUGAUUCCUUAGUUUUAACUUCUAAAAUGGAUAUUGAACAACUAUCAAAAGACAGAAAUAACAUGGAGGAUUUUUAUUAACUUAAUUAAAGCAAGCUUGAUUCCUUACUCACAACUUUCACAAGUAUCAGUAUUGGAAUAAGAAAAUAACUGAAUACACUGAUCAUACAAAUUAAACAAAAUCAUCUAACAUAAGAACAAUUCUAUUUACCUCAUGUUUCUCAAGAGCAGUUUCUACUUGUGUCACAGGUGCACUGAGGACAUCAUCUGCCUGAUCAAGCCACUCAGACAUGAUCUGUUUGGUGUCCUCAAGUACACUCUGGUGCUCCUGGGCCUUGGCUAGGGUUUGCUCUUUCUCAUCAAGCUAUAACACAUAAAUUGGAAAAAAUGUAUUGUUUGUUGACUAUGUGAAAUGUAAACUAAAUAAAAACUUGAUUAAAGGUGGUGUGUAC